Seriola aureovittata is the source of this 1755-nucleotide messenger RNA. It is a transcript of the gene ghrh, whose product is annotated as growth hormone releasing hormone. NCBI's taxonomy places the organism in Eukaryota, Metazoa, Chordata, Actinopteri, Carangiformes, Carangidae. Gene Ontology annotation, biological process: positive regulation of cell population proliferation; positive regulation of growth hormone secretion; growth hormone secretion. Bases 147 to 572 code for a protein of 141 amino acids. Gene Ontology annotation, cellular component: terminal bouton; extracellular region; perikaryon. The record is from RefSeq and is a predicted model, not a curated record. The transcript has 6 exons. Gene Ontology annotation, molecular function: growth hormone-releasing hormone receptor binding; neuropeptide hormone activity; growth hormone-releasing hormone activity.
AACACACAGUACUGUUCCAGUGUCUCUUUUGUCCAGUGUUUCCUGGCACUCAGUGAUGAUGAGAGAGGAGGGUACUGAAUAAAGAGGAACUGCAGGGAAUUCACAUAAAAUAUCAAGCCGUCCAUUCUUCUCCAGGACUAGCUGUGAUGAUGGAGAAAGCUGCACUGCUCCUGUUUUGUUGCCUGGUCAUGUCUUUAUCAGGUUCCCCGCUCUACCCAUCCAUUAGGUUCGGCCAGAGGGACACAUCCAUCCUGAUGACAUCUUCUAUAAAUAAUCCAGCAGAGAAGCUGCGCGAUGACACAAGUCCUCCCAGGGAGCGAGCAGAGUUACGCUCAGGACGUCACGCUGACGCCAUCUUUACAAACAGUUACAGGAAAGUCCUGGGCCAAAUCUCUGCCAGGAAGUUCCUUCAGACAAUCAUGGGCAAACGGCUCGGUGAUGAAAGCGAGAGCUACAUGAAGCGUCAGUCAGGCAUCUAUGAGGGGACGUAUAAAGAAGAUCUUACAUCCAUUCAGAGCAAUCGGAGAUACAGAGUGCACGGGAAUGCCAUGGGGCCCAGACUGCUGAGUUGAGAACUGUGGAUCGGACAAUCAGAAAGCUGCCAGUGCUCAGCACCCCUUCACCCCUUCACCCCUCACAACCAUCACCGCUUGUUUUCUUACACCUCCUCCGACCUGCUCUUUACAAAUGCAAAUCAAAUUGUCAUUUUUCUAUUCCCAUUAAAAGCUGUGAAGAAAAACCUGCAACUCAGCUCAUGACUGGAAAAAAAAUGGCACUGAGGAACUUUUAAAUUGUCUAAUCUGAAAUAGCAAUAAUGAAUAAUUAAUGAAAUCUCAAGAUUCAUCUCAGAACCAGUGUGGUGAGAGAGAGUAAAAAUGUAUAAAUGAUAAAGUUUUGAGGUGUUUGUGCUUUAAUUGAGGUAAUUGUUUCCAUUUUUAUCCUUCUUUAUCCUUCAUUUCAGAGGAACAUAUUGCACUUUUUAUACCUCUACAUUUAUUUGACAGCUAUAGUUAAUGUGUCACAUUAAGAUGUUGUAUACAAAACAUACAGGACCAGAUUAGAUUCAUUUAAUGAGCUGUGCCUAUUCAGUUGCCCAAUUAGUCAUGCAGCCCUAAAAACAUUCAAUCAGUUAAUAAGAAUGAUGUAUUGACUAAGAUUAAACUACCAAAUGUAUUUCAAAUGAGCUCCACCUAAACCAGCGACCUUAAAAUGCUGCAGCGUUGAUUGCAUCUGUAAUAAUUAUCCAAUAAUAUACGUAAUAAUGUCAUUCUACAUAAUGAGUACUUUAUGUUUUUAGCUUUUACGCCCAUUUGUUCACACGUCAGUUGCCUGAUUCGACCUCCUCUCAGGACUAUGUGGGCGCUCAAUCCACAUUUCUCACUCUGCUGUGAGCUGCGUGGCUCCUUUUAGACUGGGACUCCUAAUAGAAUUUCUUAAAUGCAGAUCAUUUGGCACAGCAGGAAAACAACAGGUGAAAUUAGCAUCAGUAAUGGCUGCAUUCCUUUCAGAGCGUUUCAGGACGCUGCUGCUGCUGCUGUGUUUGCUGGUCACUGGUCUGGUGUAAUGGGAUGUUUAAAUGGAAUGAAGCCAUCAUUAUCGUUAUUAAUGACACCGGACCAGUGUUUUUUUUUUUUUCUGCUAAGGUGAUUCAAAAUGCCUGGCCAAUGUGGAGUUACAUCAAGAAGUAAUCGUUUUUCGCUCUUAGAAAUGAAAUGUCGCAUUCAUAAAUAAUAAUAAAGUGGUUAUGUUUCAAAC